Messenger RNA from Didymella exigua CBS 183.55, 1032 nucleotides. RefSeq names its product Allantoicase. Gene Ontology annotation, molecular function: allantoicase activity. Gene Ontology annotation, biological process: allantoin catabolic process. The transcript has 2 exons. The record is from RefSeq and is a predicted model, not a curated record. The coding region runs from base 1 to 1032 and encodes 343 amino acids. NCBI's taxonomy places the organism in Eukaryota, Fungi, Ascomycota, Dothideomycetes, Pleosporales, Didymellaceae.
AUGGCUGCCACACCAGCCAAGUUCAUCCCCGCGGACCAGAUCGACUCGACCUUCAAGUCCAAGUAUACCGACCUCAUCUCGGCGCCGCUGGGCUCGAAAAUCGUGUCCUGCAGCGACGAAUUCUUCGCCGCGGCCGAGAACCUCAUCACCAAGACGGCCCCUAUUUCCAGGCCCGGCGUCUUCGUGCACUCGGGCGCCUGGUACGAUGGCUGGGAGACGCGGCGCCACAACACCGCGGCGGCCGACUGGGUCAUCAUCAGGCUGGGCACGGCGUCGGGCAAGAUCGCAGGUGUCGAGAUCGACACGGCUUUCUUCAACGGCAACCACGCGCCCGAAAUCGCCGUCGAGGGCGCCUUCGCUGACUCGGACGAGGUUGUCGCCGCCGAGGGAUUCGCGUGGGACACUAUCCUGUCCAGGCAGGAGUGCGGACCCUCGCAGCGCCACGGCUGGCUGCUGGACCAAAUCACCGCAAAGGCAUACACGCACGUCCGACUACUAAUGUACCCCGACGGCGGCAUCGCGCGAUUCAGACUCUAUGGGACAGCAGUCCCCGUCUUCCCCGCCGACACAUCAGCCGUGCUGGAGCUCAGCGCAACGGUCAUGGGUGGCGUCGCAACCGCAUGCAGCGACCAGCACUUCGGCACAAAAGACAACCUGCUACUCCCCGGGCGCGGGGUGGACAUGGGCGACGGAUGGGAAACGAAGCGCACGCGGGGCGACCAUGUGGACUGGACGACGGUGCGACUCGGCGCUGCGUGCGCCAUCUCUUCCGUCGUCGUCGACACGGCGCACUUCCGCGGUAAUUUCCCGCAGAAGGUGCAGGUCUACGCUGGCUCGUUCGAGGCGGAUCCCGCGCACGACGACGCCGCGUGGGUUGAGGUGCUGAGUCCGCAGGCGAGCGCGGCGGAUGUUGAGAGGACGUACAAGGAUGAGCUGCGUAAUGUGCAGGGGCAGAAGUACACGCAUGCUAAGCUGGUCAUCAUCCCUGAUGGCGGCGUGAAGCGCUUCAGGGUGUUUGGCACGCGCGUCUAA